Eremothecium gossypii ATCC 10895 is the source of this 4485-nucleotide messenger RNA. Its product is annotated as AER353Wp. Lineage: Eukaryota; Fungi; Ascomycota; Saccharomycetes; Saccharomycetales; Saccharomycetaceae. Bases 1 to 4485 code for a protein of 1494 amino acids. The record is from RefSeq and is marked provisional. The transcript has a single exon.
AUGAACAACGGUAAGCGCAGCUUAAACAGUUGCAAUGUGCCGGACCGAGCGGCAAGGCGUUUUGAGUCUCCUUUCGCUGGUACCAGGAGAGGCGAUGAGGGCCGAGUCGGCAAGAGAAUUAACACAGCGGUGCGACAAAGAUUGCAGACACAAUUGAGGCUAGAGCAGCGGCUUCAGACGAUGCAGGAGCCAGAGGAGGCGGUGCAGUGGGCGCAGUCGUUUGUGCGGCGAAGCAGGGCGCUCCUUGGCCGGCUACGAGAUGAAGACAUGGAGCUGCAACGGCAGCUGUCGAAGGACUGGAGACAGCGUGUGGAGCAGGCGGCUCAUGUGGAGCGGAUUCUUGCGGACGAUUCGGACACGGGUGGGAGGUACGACGCAGCCCCAUUGCCUACGCACGAGGAGAUAGCAAUUGAGAGCGAUGGGAGCGCAAAUUCUAUGCGGCUGGAGUUUGAGCUUGAUGGAUCACAAGAGGAACUGGGCUACCUGCAGGCGCAUGCCCAGGGGGCACGUCGCGACAGUUCGCCCGAGGACAAGAUAUCUAGCUAUAGCAGUGAAUCAUCGGGAAUCGGCGGAUUCGGCAGCAGCGAUUAUGAGGAGCAGGGCGCGCAAAGCGAGGAAUAUGCUGCAAGCAGUCGCGGAGAUGAGGCUCUGCAGUUGCUGGCGCUCCAGGCGAUAGACAGUAUGAGUGCAGUCACGAAUGAUCAUGGUCUUCGGCAAGACCAGCUGGUAGGGUCCUUAGCGUUGCCAGAAAACAUUGAUAGUGCGUCAGAGUUCGAGUAUGAUAUUGCGAGUGCCAGUCCGAGCGGGGAGCUCCUGCUGGGCUCGCCUGAUUCAGUGGCAAAAAUGGGGAGCAGCGGCAUGAAUACACCUACGAGUGCCGAGACAGCUUCCCCUGAGGCUAGCGAUGAAGAAAUAGCGGAUGCGGCCCCACCCCAACAACUAUACAGCCACUUGGUGAGCGACUCUGACAGGAGUCCAGAUGCAGAGUCCGACGGCAUGGACGAGGUAGCCGAUCAAGACGGUAUACAUACUGAAGAAUACACGGAUGCCUCGGAUGAUGUCAUCGAAGUUGAUGCUGAUCCGUACGAAGUCAGUCAGACGGAGAAUAAAAGCUCAGACCGCGACUAUGCCAGAACUGAGGCAAGUGACGAGAUAAUUGCAUCCCCUAUGAGCAGCGAUGGUACCUACUUUUCAUACCGGGAAGACACUGCUCCGCCGGAGGAGACCGCGCGUGCUGAAUUGGAGUCGCAAGAGCCUCGCACCUACCGCUUGAUCUACACAGGGUCAGCUUAUAGUGAGAAUUCACAGGAUGCAGAGCCGCCACACACAGAUUUCGCUGAAUACUCUUCCGCGUUCGCAGAAAAUCCAUUCAAGGAGGAAAAUCAGCAGAUAUGGGAUAGGGAAGCGUUGCAAACUUUAGUAAAACAGCUUCAUAUGAAAUACUCGGAUAGAACUGAAGCUGGUUCAGGUUCGAGCCCACUGCAGCCUUCAAAAGAACAGGGACAAGACACCGACAUGGUAACUUCCUCAUCCAGCGUCGCUCAAGGCCUAUCCACCGUGCCAACGAUUGCAGCUCCAGCCAUUUCUCCAGAGGCCCAAACAGCAGUUGGCUCAAGUGAUGCUUCGAGAUCUUUGCAGAUCUCGGCUGCCCGACUGGCUGAACAGCCAAUAACAGCUUCUAUGACUCCUGAAAGAACUGUGACUCAGAACGAGCUCCCAUUUAAGACCGUCAAAGAAAAAGGCAUGGUAGUAGCAGAUCUAGUUACCGAUGAUUCUCUGGGUGAAAAUGGCUUGGUUGUUGAACAAGUAUCUGAGGAGUCCUCGUAUAAUGGUAGUCCUGAAGUCAUGCAAGAUCCUGAACUUUUGGUAGAAGCAGUCCCUGAUAAGUUAGAGGUACAUGAAGUCGCUAGCAUUAUACAAGAUGGGAUAUUAGCGUCCUCAUCAAUGAAGACAUCAGUAGAUCAGCAUAAUGAGAAAUGCAACACUUCCACAGAAAAUUCAGAACCUACAGAACACAUUGAGUCGCCAAGCGACACAGUAAUAGAUAGUGGUGAACAAAUAGAUGCUGAACCGUCCACUUCAUCAAGGGAUAUCAGCCAGAGGCUACCUACUGAGGGUCCUAGUGAUAAAUCUGUCGCCAGCAGUGAAAAUGUUUACCAGGAAGGUGGCCAGUUCAUUGGUCAAAUGGAGUACGAUACAAAGAAAGAUGUUGAAUACCAUGACCAAUCUCCCCAUAGAAAUGAAAGUUCUUCAGAAGGGACAAGUAAGAUAGUUCCGGUGAUUGAGCGUCCGGAAUCCGUAGCUAACUCAAGUUCAGGUGUUAAUCAGUCACCAUAUUUUGGAUCUAGUGGUACUGAGACACAUAUUUACUCUGCUGUCGCUCCAAUAAAGGGAAAAGAUAUAGACAAGGACGAUAAUGGUGUCUUUUCUUCACCCACUGGAACUCACCUUUGCAAUAACUCUAGACCGGUUGAGCAGGCACAGCAUCGCCAGUUUGCCCCAAAAUUGGAGGAUCUAUGCGAACGUCAGUCGUCUUCUUCUGAAGACCAGCAAAAUACAGACAUGAACUCUCAGAGUAAAACUUCCGUCUUGGAUCAAGCGACUAUCGGGACCAUUGAAGAGAGGCGCGUAGCAUCUGGCCAUUCAGUGCCGGGAACUCCAGAGAGCGAUGCUGAAGAGUUUUUACUUGCAGAAUCUGAACAUGAAGUGUCAGAUAAAUUGAUGGGAGCUGCGCUUCAGUCGGAAGCAGUCGCUGCAACACCAUUUAAUAAAGCAGUGCCUGAGCAGAGCACGGCGGUGGCUGCAGAAGGGAGUCUCCUUGGUACUCCUGAGGAACCGGCAAAAGUGUCACCCGUUUCUGAUGGGGUGGAGCUCUAUGAAUUGAAAGAUAAGCAAGGGGGUAAAGGAUGUGCUGUUUCCUCGACUGGUAAAUAUCAAGAAGUCGCAUUGAUACAAGAAGAUGCAGAGCUAUUACCUUACCUAGUCGAAAAGCCGACGUCGGAAAUUGUUUUUGAAGAGCCAGUCCCUUUCUCGGAAUCAUCCGCUAAGGCCAUUAUAAAUUCCAUAAAAGAGCGAGAAACAUACUCGCGCUCUGCGUCUCGUGAGGUUAAAAGUAGUGUUUUUGGAGGGGAACACUUAAACGAUCUUGAUAACGUCGUAUUUGAGCACCCAGCUGAGCUUGACCUUGAAGUACCCUUGAAUUCCGUUUUGGAGGAGUAUCGUCAUGAUGUUGACCCAUCGACUAGUUUUGAAGAUCAUAAUGAAAACCAAUCAUAUGAAGCUGAGGUUUUAGACAUCCCAUGUGUGGGCACUUUGUCAACAUUGGCCGCUAGAACCAACACACUAAAGGAUGGUAAAAAAUCGGAGGUAGAAGACGAUAUCGCUGGAAAAGGAAAAGGCUCAUCUUCUGAUCCAUCUUCUAUUAAUUCUCCCGAAAAAUCUGUUGCAUCAGUGGAAGACCAAGAAUCAGCAGAAUCAAGUGAUAUCAACAGCAAUACCAGCGCUGUUUCUAUGGAAGUUGAUGUUGCCUCUCAGUCAGAAAUACCAGUCGAAGCUGCCGUUGAUGAGCAUUCCCCUGACAAAGACAAGGUCGAAAGCUCUAGGCCUCAUUCUGCGGGGCGCCUAAUUGAAUACUCGGUUCAUUCCCUUGGUAGCCUGCUAGGCAAACUGAAGGGUGCUACAACUACUGCAAAAGAACUUGUCCAUCCUACAGGUGGUCAGGAACACGCUGCCCGAGAGGCUGUUGACCAGAUCGAGCAUACUUGUCCUGGGCGAUGGCUCGCUCAGACGGAUUCAAACAAUGUCUCGGAUAUAGAUCGUAAUGAAACGCCUGUUAAAGUUGAUCCCAUUGUUAUCCGCGAAAGUUCAGCUGCCCAACAGGAACCAAUUGUAAUUGAUAGUGAUGAGUAUGAAGGCGAACUGGAAGUCCAGUCUGUCCCUACCACUCCUAUCCGCUCAUCAGAGGACUCCAACCAAGAAGGAAUUAUUGCGCGAAUACGGGGCACCUUAAGUCGGUUGUAUCCUCCGACCAACACUGGCGAUACUGCUCCCAGAACACCUGUCUGCGAGCGUAUAUUCAUUGAAGACGACCACGCUCCAUCAAUAGCCCCUUCAGAUACACAAGCAGCUGCUCAACCUGUGGCAUCUGAUAUGGAACGCCUUAACCCACAAGCGAGUUCUCCGCGCAGUGCGUCCAGGCAUUUUGGUACCAGAACAGAAGAGACGCGGGAAAUCACUACGAAGUCACUGAUGGUUAGUGACGCUAGUGCUGCUACCGUGCGGAGCACCAAGGAAAAAAAGAGAAGUGUGCGUCGCCGAAAACGUCCAAUUAAUGACGACUCUGCCAUCCACGUAGGUAAGCGUAGGAAGGUGCAUGCAGACGAUUCAGUGACACCUCGUCCAACACAGGGAAAGCAGAGGAAGCGGUCAGGUAACUUGAAGUCCCAGAAGAAACAAAAAAGGAGGUUACGGCCCAGAACCAAGUAA